AUGGCAGCGACCGAAGCAACAGCACAGUCGAUGAAUUCCCUUGCGAGCAUGGAAUUAUUAGCUGAAGAGCAAGCUGCCGCAAUUAACCAUUUGGAGUUGCAACUUAAGAAAAUCGAAGAAGAAAAUGAACAACUAAUUGAAAAGCAAAAGUUACUCGAUGAAGAAAUAUCUAAAAAACAAGCAGCUGCAAUUCAACAGUUUAUCACUAGCGAGGUGCGACUGGCCCACGCUAUGUCAGUAUUGCCUGUCAAACGACCCAGGCGAUCGUCCGAGAAGGAGAGCGAGGACGAAGCGAGAGAACAACUUUGCCAAACGGGGAUUCUCAACCCUGCUGUUAAUUUUGUCUACCAGAAGGGCUACGAAGCAGCCCAGGCAGGGAAGUCGAGACUCCAGCAGAGUUACGAUGAUCUAAUCGCGUGGAAGUUCACUCCUGAUAGCGCGUCUGGAAUGCGUUUGAUGAGCUGCAUGCGUCAGCUGUUAGAGAAGAACAAACACUUAGGCUCAAUCAACCAAAUGGAUCGGCUCUUGAGUCUAGAGUCAGAGACGCAAAUGCAGGCGUCCUGCAUCCAAGAGUAUAUGAAAACCGCCCAAGAACUGGAUGCCGUCCUCCAAGAAUCCUCAACGGACCUGGAUGGUGUCCAAAGCAGUCUCUUCACUUUGAAAAAGCAACUCAACAAAGCUGAGGCCCUUAUAAACGCACUAAAGGCCGAGUACGACAAGCAAAAUCCAGGCCAGUCGGACGCCUUGAUAGCCGCCGCCCUGGCCACACUGAGCGAGCAGGCGAUCGCCGCCGAGGACCAGACUAAACUGGAGGACGAGGACCACGCGCCUGCUGAACCUCAAGACGAUGCUCAACGGACAUGA
This is a messenger RNA of Mesocestoides corti, 864 nucleotides long. The record is from the annotation of a GenBank genome assembly. NCBI's taxonomy places the organism in Eukaryota, Metazoa, Platyhelminthes, Cestoda, Cyclophyllidea, Mesocestoididae.